AUGGCUCGCCACGGGGAUACUCGCUCACCAUCACCUGUAGGCAGCACAUACUCGUCAUCUAGACGAAGUCGCCGAGAUGAUGAUCGCUAUGAGAGGAGCAGGCGAGAUGAUGGACGGGGCCACCGCAGAUCUCGCAGUCCUGACAGGCGAUUCCGUGACCGCGAACGCGACCGUGAUUCAUACCGGAGACGUGAACGCUCGCUAGACAGACGCGACGAUUAUCGGGACGAAGAUAGCUACAGACCGAGCCGCAGAGACCGCUCUCGUGACCGACGUCGAUCCAGAGACCGUGAUAUUGAUCGCGAUUACCGACGGAGAAGUCGCGACAGAGAUUUUCGAAGCAGGCGAGAUGAUUCCCGGGACAGAGCUCGGAGAAGGACAGACGAUUCUGCUGAUUUGAAAUACAAGUCUAGACGGGACGACAGCCGAGACCGUGCCUCGAACAGGGAUCCUGCUCCGCGGUCUCGAGAGACGUCUAAACCAGCUACCCCAACAACUCCCGCCGCACCGACAGAUGAGGAGAAGAGAGCCGAACGACUGGCUAAGUUGGAGGCAUGGAAGCAAAAGCAGGCUGCUGAAAAGGAGCGAAAGCAAAAGGAGCUUGCUGCAUCUGGUGGAGCACGGAAUAUUUUGGAAGAAAUUGACCGGAAGUCCGGUCUGUCACCAGCCGUGAACUCUCCCCAGUCUCCUGCAGUGCCAGUGAAGGAAGCUUCUCCUGUUCCCACUGGGAAGUUUGAUCCAAAAGCCAUCGCUAAAAAUGCGGCACCAGCUGCUGCUGCGCCAUCUGUCCUGGGAGUAGAUGUUGCUGUUCCGCAGACUGUCAAAGCGUCCGCCACCUUCUCUUCUACGAAUGUGCAGGCACAGGCUAACAAACCACCAGCCUCUACAAGUACCUCUUCAUCCGUUUUGAAAGCGAGACGCAACGUGGGCGGUUUCGGCUUGGGAGCUAGACCUGCUGCCGAUUCUGUUGAAAAGUCAUCUGCAACCAAAACUCUGGGCUUCGGCGAGGAGGAAUCUACCCGAAAGAAACUAGAGAGACUACCAACCCCUCCACUAGAUCAGUCCGAAGAUGCUAAUACCACAGCGGAUAUGGUGGUAGAGGAUGACGAUGAUGUGGAUAUGCAAGACGGGGGUACCGAAGAGGAAAAUGCGGCUGCAGCACGUGCAGCUGCAGAACGGCGAGAAGAACGACUGCAAAAUGCAGCUCUGACGACAGAAUCGCAAGACGAGAAACAAGUGAACGGUGAUGUCCAGAUGAAUGACGCAUCGGAACAACCAGCGGAAUCCAAGAUGGAGGUCGACGAACCAGAAGAGGAUGUUGAUCCAUUGGACGCAUUCAUGUCUGAGUUGGCAGAUUCAGGGCCACCCAAGAAAGCUGUUGGUGCCAAAUUCUCGAAAGCUAAACAACAACAGCCAGAAGCCAUAUUUGGUGAUGAGAACGAUGUUGACAUUACCGCUGUCGGGGACGGCGAUGCGGAUGACUUCCUUGCCAUUGCCAACAAGGCUAAAAAGAAGAAGGAUAUUCCAACAGUCAACCACCAGAAAGUGGAAUACGAACCUUUUCGAAAGAAGUUCUACACUGAGCCUUCGGAUUUGGCUCAGAUGCCCGAAGAAGAAGUUGCCAACUUGCGUUUGGAACUUGAUGGCAUCAAAGUCCGCGGAGUCGAUGUUCCCAAGCCGGUACAAAAGUGGUCUCAGUGCGGAUUGGGAGUUCAAAGUUUGGAUGUAAUUGACAGGCUUGGAUAUGAAAAUCCCACCUCCAUUCAAACGCAGGCCAUUCCGGCCAUCAUGUCCGGUCGAGAUGUGAUCGGUGUAGCGAAGACAGGCUCGGGUAAAACCGUUGCGUUCCUGAUUCCUAUGUUCCGGCAUAUCAAGGACCAAAGGCCUUUAGAUAACAUGGAGGGACCUGUCGGUCUGAUCAUGACACCAACUCGUGAACUUGCCACUCAAAUCCACAAAGAUUGCAAGCCAUUUUUGAAAGCUUUGAACCUCCGGGCUGUCUGCGCAUAUGGUGGCGCACCGAUCAAGGACCAGAUUGCUGACUUGAAACGUGGUGCGGAGAUCAUCGUCUGCACACCCGGGCGGAUGAUUGAUCUGCUCGCAGCGAAUGCAGGCAGAGUCACCAACCUCAGACGAGUGACUUACGUUGUCUUGGAUGAAGCGGAUCGCAUGUUUGACAUGGGCUUUGAGCCUCAGGUCAUGAAAAUCAUGGCGAAUGUGCGACCAGACCGGCAGACGGUCCUGUUCUCGGCCACGUUCCCGCGAAACAUGGAAGCGCUUGCUCGAAAGACAUUAACGAAGCCCGUUGAGAUUAUCGUAGGUGGCAGGAGCGUUGUCGCGCCCGAGAUUACUCAGAUUGUCGAAGUUCGUAACGAUGACAAGAAGUUCGUGCGACUUUUGGAGCUGCUUGGUAAUCUAUACUCAGACGAUCAGAAUGAAGACGCACGAGCAUUGAUCUUUGUGGAGCGACAAGAAGCUGCUGAUACUCUGCUACGUGAACUGAUGCGCAAGGGUUACCCUUGUAUGUCGAUUCACGGAGGCAAAGAUCAAAUUGACCGUGACUCUACGAUUGAAGAUUUCAAAGCGGGCAUCUUCCCAGUUCUGGUUGCCACCUCUGUCGCCGCCCGUGGAUUGGAUGUGAAGCAGUUGAAGCUUGUCGUGAACUUUGACGCGCCGAACCACUUGGAAGACUAUGUGCAUCGGGCUGGUCGUACAGGACGUGCUGGGAACACAGGAACCGCAGUCACGUUCCUUACUGAAGACCAAGGGCGGUACUCGGUGGACAUUGGCAAGGCUUUGAAACAGAGUGGACAACAAAUUCCGGAACCUGUGCAGCAGCUGAUUGACAGCUUUUUGGAGAAGGUCCGAGAUGGGAAGGAGAAGGCCAGUGCCUCUGGAUUCGGCGGUAAAGGUCUAGAGCGACUCGAUCAAGAGCGAGAUGCAGCUCGCAACCGUGAGCGGAAGACCUACAAGACCGGUGAGGAGGGCGAAGAGGAAGAGGACAAGGAAGAGAAGAACGAAAAGGCCAAGGAGCGGUUCAACAAGGUUGUUUCGUCGAUACAGUCAGCCGCAGCACCUACGCCGGGCGUGCCCAAGGGUAUUGAUCUGGAUGGCAAGAUUACUGUUCACCGGACGGAGAAGGAUCCAGCAGCAGCGUCCAAGAACCCGCUGGAUAAGGUCGGUUCGGCAGUGGCCGAUAUUCACGCCCGUCUGAGUCGGGCUGGAGUCAUGAGAUCCGGAGUUCCCAUUGACAACCGCGGGCCCGAUGCUGGAGCGUUCCACGCGACUUUGGAGAUCAACGACUUUCCUCAGAAAGCUCGGUGGGCUGUUACCAACCGGACGAACGUGGCCAAGAUUCUCGAAGCGACGGGUACAUCGAUUACGACCAAAGGAAGCUUCUACGCAGCGGGCAAGGUUCCGGGACCUACGGAAAAUCCCAAGCUGUAUAUUCUUGUUGAGGGCGAGACCGAGUUGACCGUGACCAACGCGAUGCGUGAAUUGAUGCGGUUGCUGAAGGAGGGAACGAUGGCAGCGGCGGAUAGCGAGGCCCGCGCACCGGCGAGUGGGCGGUAUAAUGUGGUUUAG
Molecule: messenger RNA, 3585 nt
Organism: Aspergillus wentii DTO 134E9
Lineage: Eukaryota; Fungi; Ascomycota; Eurotiomycetes; Eurotiales; Aspergillaceae
Product: DEAD/DEAH box RNA helicase
Exons: 5
Coding region: 1-3585 (1194 amino acids)
Molecular function (GO): nucleic acid binding; RNA helicase activity; ATP binding
Source: RefSeq, a predicted model, not a curated record